CCUGCCCUGCCCUGGCGGGGUGGGCGCGGCCAUGGCCUCCCGGGAAGCGCAGGCCCCUCCGCUGAGGAGAAGCUCUCCGCAGGAGGGAGCCGGCCGCCUGCCCUCUUGUUCCAGGGAGGCCGGGAGUUAGUAGUCCUGCUGUAAGGUCUUGCCGCGAGGUUACGAGAGUUACCGCCUGUGCUUGGGUUGCUUGAUUUCUUUCCGGAUUAGGGAAAUGAAUAAAAGUGGAAAGCUAAUAUUGUGCCAAAAUCCACUGGACCCAAAUAAACCAGAACCGCUGCAGCAGCAGGGCUGUGAGGAGGCUUUGCCUGACCCUGGCUUGUCACCCUGGAGGCUCCCUAGAAACCCCCUGUGCAGCAGGAUGCCUGGGCCUGGUUCCUCAGAGCCGCCUGCUGCAUCUGGCACCUCCUCCGGCUUGUCCCGCCCCGGCAGCGCAGCUCGCCUGCAAACUUUGCAGGAAGUGCCUGAGCUGAGCCAAGCUGUGCUGGGCUGAGCUGAACCAAACCGACCACAGCCAGGCUUUCGGGACCCAGGUUUUGUCUGCCAGGGACCGGAGCCAUCUUUCCUCCUCCUCCUCAUCCCAGCUGCCUCGUGGUGCUGCUGGUGCCUGCCUGCCUGGCAAGUCAGAGCAUGUCCGGACCCCGUCGACAAGACGCAGAAGAUGGCAGAGCUGCUGGGGCUUGGGGACAAGUGCGGGGAGGGGGCUUCAGGGGCUCCUGUGCUCGCUGGCUCCUGCCUUGCAGACAACAGGCUGAACCUGGAUGUUUAUCCUGACGGCUGCCGCCGGUUCCUCCAGCUGUUCGAGGGGCGACGGGGAGAGGUGGUCCAGGUGGAGUUCCUCCGGCUCAGCAGCAACGAUCACCUCCUUGGCACCACGCUGGGCAUCCUUCCUCAUCUGAAGCACCUGAAAUCCCUGGUGCUCAAAGGUGGCCAUGCCAGGGAUGAGUUUGGUUCAUGUCAGUAUGGCUCCCUAACAAGCUUGCCACCAGAUGUUGGGAACCUGAGGUGUCUCACCCACUUGGAUAUCAGCUUCAACAGCCUCUCCACCUUGCCCAGCUGCAUCCUGCACCUCCCCAGCCUCCGCAUGCUCUUGGUGAGCCACAACAGCCUGGUGGCACUCCCUGAGGACUUUGGCUCUCUGAGCAAGCUGACUUUCUUCUCUGCUAUGAAAAAUCAGCUGAAGGACUUACCUCAGAGCAUUGGGGAGCUGGCAGUGCUGCAGGACCUGGAUCUCUCAGAAAAUGCUUUGGAAUUCCUCCCAGAAGAAGUUGGGAAUCUGUGCAACUGCACAGAGCUGGAUCUCUCUGGCAAUCGCUUAUCGAGCAUCCCAGACUCCUUAGCCAAUUUGAAGUCUCUGCGGCGGCUGCAUCUCCACAGCAAUCUCCUGGUGACAGUCCCUGCCUCGCUUGCCAGUCUGCCCAACUUGUCCAGACUUGAUCUGCAGAACAAUUGCCUCCGUACUGUCCCUCCCGAGAUCCAGACCUCGCCAUUCGUGCGCCUCCAAGGCAAUCCCUUAGGAGAAACUGAGCCAUCCCCGCAGGCUGAUGAACCCAGUGCUGGAGGGCUACGAAGACUCUUCCUUGCAUCGGGAGAGGACAGCUUUACAGUCACCUCUGAAGGCUGCAAAGUGGUCCUGGCCUGUGGCAUCCAUUUCUACUUUCCACCGGGGACUGCCUCUGACCCUCUGCGGAUCUACUUCCGAACCCUCGCACCAGAUCCUCAGUGGGUAAAGCUGAGACACCAUGAUGUCCUGCUAAGUACAGUCCUGGAGCUGCAGCCUCAUGGAGUCAAAUUCCAGCAGGAGGUGCAGAUCUGGCUGCCAUAUGCCUCCCCUCAAACCCUUCACCAGCGUGAGGUGGUAGUUCGGACCUUCAGUGGGCAGAGCUGGAGUGAUCUGAGAACAAGAGUGGAGCAGAAGAGAAAAUCAAAGAAGCAUGUGGCUCACUGUAGUGUCCUUCACUUCUCUUGGUUCCUUGUUGUGUCUCGACUUGUGCAAAAUGAAUGCAAAGUGCCAACAGAGGGGACAUUGCUCUUCUCCAGUGUGGAUCCAAACAUCAAAGUGACCUUUCCUCCUGGAGUCACUGAAGAGACUCGCAGUGUCAAGCUGCAGGUGCUGCCAGUCUCUGCAGAAGAGAUAGAGGAAAUCAUGGCCGAUGCAGGAUGCAGAGCCAGUCCCCUGCUCUGCCUCUCCCAGGACUCCCUGGUGGAUUUUCUCAGGCCAGUGAGAAUUCAGCUGCCCCUCCCGCCCGGGGUCACAGGGCUAAAUUUAGAUCGGUCAAGGCUGCAUCUUCUCCAUGGUGACCUGGAGGGCCAAACCUGGGAUGACAUUACCAGUCAGGUAGUGCUGGAAUUCACCCAUCUUUAUGCAGUGUUUGAAGUCACCCACUUCUCCUGGUACUGGCUGUGGUACACCACCAAGACCUACAUUGGAGGCAUUGCCAAGAAAGUCUAUGAGCGGCUGCGUAUGUACCAGGUGAACUUCAUUGCCCUGCAGAGGAAGAAGGACCCCGAGCAAGUCCUGCUACAGUGUGUCCCCAAGCACAAGGUUGACCCAGUGCUGAAGAAGCUGCAGGACCGCUAUCGAGGACCUGAACCAUCUGACAUGGUGGAGAUGUUUGAGGGAGAGCAAUUUUUUGCAGCUUUUGAGCGAGGCAUCUGCAUUGAUAUGGAUCGCCCCGACUGUGUGGAUGGACGUCUCUUGUUCAUUUUUUACUCCCACUUGAAGAACAUGAAGGAAAUCUAUGUGACCUCCCCUGUAGACAGGAAAGGCCAAGCUGUAAAAGGCCAGGUCUCUUUCUACCGAGGGGCAGUUCCUGAGAGCAUCCCUGAAGAUGCCAGCAGGAGGAGGAAAGGACCAGACUCACUCUGGCUCGCUACUCUGCCCAUCAAACUGCCUCGAUUGAAACCCCGCUGGGGUGAGAACCCUGGUCCCCUGAAUGGCUUCUCCUUCCCUCCCUUGAACCUGGGCAACGCGGAGACUGGCUACCUGACACAGGCAAACUUGCUGAGCAUUGCCAGGCGCAUGGGAGCUGACUGGCAGACCAUCGGCCUGAACCUGGGCUUGACCUAUCAGCAGAUUGAGCGCAUAGGAUACAAUAACAGAGAGGACCUUGAUAAGCAGAUCCUGGACAUGCUUUUCUCAUGGGCUCAGCAAAACUUGGAGGAUCGUGACUGUGUGAACAAGUUGAUUACAGCCAUGAAAGAGAGUGGCCGCCAGGACAUUGCUGAUGAGGUUGAAACCAUCAUUGAGCUGGGACGGCAGAAAUACAGGGAGUCCAUCCGCCGGGUGGGCUUGGAGCAGGAGAGCAGCACUGAGGACUCUGCAAUGGCUAUGAUGUAGAACCUAGCAGAAAGAACUGGGUUUCAUAUGGGUUACCUCUGUGUACCCGGAGUGACAAUGUCUUGGGACUGCUCCCACCUCAAGGGCCAGUGUCUUCCCAAGGAGCUGGGCACUGAUUUACCUGUGAGCAGACUACUGAGCUCUCUUGGGUCUAUACUCACAUGCCACUUCUGCCGAUCCCAGACAGUUUAGAGUGUAUUUAUGAGCCUUUUCUGUACUUCCAGUUCUUGACCUUGAGCUUUAGCUUUCAGAAACAUGGAGAAAUUCAGAGACUGAAGUGUCUGUCAGUUCAGUAGUGGCUAAAGUAGCCUUUAAUGAAUUAAUACUCAUGUUAUGUAUAUUUAUUUGUAACUUAUUCCUGAAACUGUGUUCUGCUGGAAACACUGGGUGUGAGCAUUUGGGUCUGUCUGUGCUCCAGUGCUUGAUGGGAAAGUGGAGGUACACUCGUGUUAUGAAGGCCUAUGGUGCGGUGGGGACUGUUCAGCUAUUUCUGUUAAUGAUGUGUUUUGCUCACAUGAAAAUGUGAACUGUAUUCCCCAUGAAAAUGUUUUCUGUUUUCUGCCAAAUCUCUUCCAGUUCCCUCAAGCCCAAAACAAAACCUAAGUAUUGGUGGGGAAAAGAGAAGAAACUAAUUUCUAGCAAAAUUGCUGUUGUUUUUUGGUUUUGCUCCAAAAGCUAUUUUGGAGCAAAUAAAAUUUCACAUUGUCCUUAGGCUGCUGCACCUGCCAGGCUUUUUAGAUGACACCUACAUGCUGCUGGUCUUUGACAGAGUUCCAGUUUUAUUUUACAAAAAUCCAUAACCUUGCUGUUCUGGGAGAGACUCUAACUUGAAAGUAAAAUUUCCCUUGCAGUUUCAAAGGGAUAUUCCUCACAUCCUCCCAGUGAAAUAUGCCUGCGUAGUAGUGAAGGUGUGACCCCUCAUGAAGUUUGGUGAAAAGCAUGUCUUAAAUUUGCAUUUUAAAAACUGGUCUGACCAGCUGUGAAAUAGGCACUUGUGGGAUUGGCGUGAACUGUGCUGAGCUAACCUCCCAGUUUUGCAGUCUGAACAUCAUGCGUAAGGCUGGAAGUGUUUAUUGCUUUUUAACUGCUCAGCCAUUGAGUACUGAGGUGCCCUUCUCUUCCUGUUCCCCAUCUCAUAAAGGGCCUCAAUCCAUUAAUGACAGUGGGAAAUUUCAUGCAAGCUUUUUGAAAUGUCAUCUACGUAAAUUCAGUUCUUUCAAGACAGGUUUGGAUUCAGCAUAACUCUCUAAGCAAUAUUUAAAGGGCUGUUCUCAGUCUGAAAAAUGAAAGUCUGUAUAAAAAUGCCAGGUUGCAACACCCAAAGUCAACCUGCAGCCACAGGUCUGAGAAAUCCUGGUGUCUUCUUCCCCCUGUGAAGAAUCAUCAGUGGUUUCCCUGAUGCUGUGUUUCAGACCUGCCAUCAGUACUAUUGAAAGAGAGGCAUAAAAUCGUUCUGCUUUUUUUUUUUUUUAAGGCCAGUCUAACAUCUCAGGCCAUGGAGUGAUUAGCGUCUGGUCCAGAGCACUGGACAAGGACUUGCAGACUUGAGUUGUCACCUUGGGCCUAGGGACUUCCUCGGCUCUGAUUUCUUAGGCCAUGGUGCCCCUCAGGUCUCAUGUUGUGUUCAAGUCAGCAGUUCUCUUUUGAGUGUACGUUUUCUCUGGUAGUCUGUGUUAUAUGUUCUCAUCUGUAAUUUUGAUUUAUGCCAACGAGGUAUUUGUUCUUUCCUCCAGUUUUGGAGAGAUGCAUUUGGGCAUAUUGCUCUCACUGGGAAUAAAAUAAGAACUGUUUCACA
This is a messenger RNA of Harpia harpyja (harpy eagle), 5135 nucleotides long. It is a transcript of the gene PIDD1, whose product is annotated as p53-induced death domain protein 1. Gene Ontology annotation, molecular function: protein binding. The coding region runs from base 662 to 3340 and encodes 892 amino acids. NCBI's taxonomy places the organism in Eukaryota, Metazoa, Chordata, Aves, Accipitriformes, Accipitridae. The transcript has 17 exons. The record is from RefSeq and is a predicted model, not a curated record. Gene Ontology annotation, biological process: apoptotic process; signal transduction; DNA damage response.